AUGACACGUGGUUGCUCCGUUAACAUCAGACAAGGCAGCAUCAGGAUCGUUGUAUAUAAACAUACAUUCCUACCAGCCACCAUCAGAACGCGGAACUCCAUGCCGUCAGCGUGUCAAUUAAUUAAUCUGAUUAAAGAACACCUGGGAGUUGACGGAAUAGAAUUUGCCAAUAUUCACAGAAACUCGGGUGACCGCAAGCCAAGCGCAAAGCCUCGUACAAUUACGGGAAAGCUGGUGAGAUUUGAGCAGAAAGAUUACAUCCUUAGACAACAAAAAACAAAGAAAGAGGCAGGGAUGGAAAUACCUUUCUAUAUAACGCCGCAGGCUCCAGUUCAGAUUAACGAAACCCGAAAGAAGCUGGUUGAACUAAACAAUAAAUACUGGAAGGAAAAUGUUCAGACACGACUGAUUGGAGAUAAGCUCGUCUUUCCAAACGGAACUGUCUACAAAGACAAAGUAAGCACACCAACAGCUGAGGAAAUUCUGCAACUUGACCAAAAAGAGAGAGAGAAAAUUGAGGAAAUGGAGUCUGGACGCUCUAAUACACACAGCGAGGGCAGAAACCAAUUCAGCGCGGCCGCAGUUGAAGCAGACACCUAUGCUAAUGUUAGGAACUUCUACAAGAAGAUUUCGAUGGACCCGGUCUAUGGGAAAGCCAACCACAACAUCCUUAUAUACAGAUUUAAGGACAAUAACGGAAUACUCCACGAAGGAUAUUGUGAUGAUGGAGAAUUCGGGGCUGGUAGGAAAAUGCUAAAACUUUUGCAAGACCAAAAUAUAGUGAAUGUGUCCGUGGUAAUUUCGCGUAUGGUGGGAAGACAUCUUGGUCCGAAACGAAAUUAUGGAAAAAAUGUUGUUUGGUGCACUAAAUAA
Molecule: messenger RNA, 873 nt
Organism: Ostrea edulis (European flat oyster)
Lineage: Eukaryota; Metazoa; Mollusca; Bivalvia; Ostreida; Ostreidae
Exons: 2
Coding region: 1-873 (290 amino acids)
Biological process (GO): regulation of translational initiation
Cellular component (GO): cytoplasm
Source: RefSeq, a predicted model, not a curated record